Molecule: messenger RNA, 291 nt
Organism: Coccomyxa subellipsoidea C-169
Lineage: Eukaryota; Viridiplantae; Chlorophyta; Trebouxiophyceae; Coccomyxaceae
Exons: 2
Coding region: 1-291 (96 amino acids)
Biological process (GO): dolichol-linked oligosaccharide biosynthetic process
Cellular component (GO): extrinsic component of endoplasmic reticulum membrane; UDP-N-acetylglucosamine transferase complex
Molecular function (GO): hexosyltransferase activity
Source: RefSeq, a predicted model, not a curated record
AUGAAGGCUGCGGCCCUCAUCAUCAGUCAUGCUGGGUCCGGCAGCGUCUUUGAGGCGCUCAGGCUGCGCAAGCUUGUCAUAGCUGUGCCGAAUGCCAUCCUCAUGGCCAACCAUCAGGCGGAGCUGGCGGAGCAUCUGGCGGCCAUGGGGCAUCUUGUGAGCGCCACCCCUGCCACGCUGGUGGAUGCACUUCGGCAGCUGAAGGCAGCCAAGCUGGUGCCCUACCAGAAGGGCUCCCCACAAGGCAUCGUCGCAGCCAUUGACAAGUUGAUGGGCUUUGCGACAUAUUGA